AUGAAAGAAGCCAACACCACCCCAUUGGUUCCACAUCUGGCCAGAGCUCUCAUUCCUCAGAAGUGCCCUAUCCCAGCGUUUGAGUGUUACGAUGGAUCCAGUGAUCCUGCGUCCCAUCUUCGAUAUUACAAUCGCAUGCUGGCACGAUGGGAUCAAGAUGACGCAGUCCUAUGUAGAUAUUUCCCUUUAAGUUUGAAAGGAUCGCCCCUAUCCUGGUUCAAUAACCUUCCACCCAACUCCAUCGACUCCUACGAUCAGCUUACUGAGAAGUUCUUAGGAACGUAUAUGUACAACAAGGUUGUUAACGCAUGGAUGGACAAGUUAUUCUCAUUGUCGAUCGCCUGCAGAGAAACAACCAGGGAAUAUACUGACAGAUGGCACAAGAUUUUCCAGGCAAUAGGGAGCGUAGAUCUGGUGGUCAGCAUUAACUGCUACAAGUGGGGAUUGGAUAGGAUGAGCCCGUUAUUUGUCGAGAUUCGUGGAAGUGUUCCCACGACCGAAGGAGACCUUCGAGUAAUCAUCAAAAACCACGCCAGGCUAGAAGAGAUCCAAUGGGAAAACCCCAGAGCCCAGGUUCAAAGAUCUCAUCGGACGCAUUCAGUAGAGAAAGCUAGCGGGUCUAAAAGGAGCUCCACUGAGCGUCCUAACAAGAUAGGAGAGGACGAAGAGACAAUCGUCGGCGUGAUGACCGAAAGUUCGAAGACCAAGUUUACACGAAGUUGA
Papaver somniferum (opium poppy) is the source of this 723-nucleotide messenger RNA. RefSeq lists its product as uncharacterized. The transcript has a single exon. The coding region runs from base 1 to 723 and encodes 240 amino acids. The record is from RefSeq and is a predicted model, not a curated record. NCBI's taxonomy places the organism in Eukaryota, Viridiplantae, Streptophyta, Magnoliopsida, Ranunculales, Papaveraceae.